AGCGCGCGGAGGUGCAGCGCUCGACCUUCCCGGGCUUUGACCGAGGUCUGGGGCUGGACCGGCGCGGGGCGGUCCCUUCACCGGGUCCUCUCCUUGGUGCAGGAGGCGGCCGGCCGGAGCGGACCGGGAGGAUGAGCGGCCCCGGCGCGCGGUCCAGCCACCUGUCGCAGCCGGUGGUGAAGAGCGUGCUGGUGUACCGCAACGGGGACCCCUUCUUCGCGGGGCGCCGCGUGGUCAUCCACGAGAAGAAGGUGACCAGCUUCGACGUCUUCCUCAAGGAGGUGACGGGCGGCGUGCAGGCGCCCUUUGGGGCGGUCAGGAACAUCUACACGCCCAGGACCGGCCACCGCAUCCGGAAGCUGGACCAGAUCGAGAGCGGGGGCAACUACGUGGCGGGCGGCCGGGAAGCCUUCAAGAAACUCAAUUACUUGGACAUAGGAGAAAUCAAGAAAAGACCAGUGGAAGUUGUUAAUACUGAGGUGAAGCCAGUCAUCCACAGCAGGAUCAACGUGUCUGCCCGCUUCAGGAAGUCGCUGCACGAGCCCUGCACUAUCUUCUUGAUUGCAAAUGGAGACCUCAUCAACCCAGCUUCUCGCCUUCUCAUCCCUAGAAAAGCCUUGAACCAGUGGGACCACGUACUCCAAAUGGUCACAGAAAAGAUAACUCUGAGGAGCGGGGCUGUCCACAGACUUUACACUCUAGAUGGGAAGCUCAUUGAGAAUGGGGGCGAUCUGGAGAAUGGGCAGUUUUACGUGGCUGUUGGCAGAGAUAAGUUUAAGAAACUGCCUUACAGUGAAUUGCUUUUUGACAAGUCCGCCAUGCGAAGGCCUUAUGGUCAGAAAGCGUCUUCACUACCUCCUAUGGUUGGAUCCAGGAAGUCUAAAGGGAGUGGAAAUGAUCGCCAGUCUAAGUCAACCGUUGGCUCCAGCGACAACUCAUCCCCUCAGCCUCUAAAGAGGAAAGGGAAGAAGGAUGCGAAUUCAGAAAAACCCACGAGAGGAAAGCAGAGCGCAAAGUUGAAGAAGCCCCAGCAGGCACUCCCAGACAGUGAUGAAGGCAUUUUCAAAGCUGGAGCAGACAGAUCAGAAACAAGGGGAGCGGCCGAAGUCCAGGAAGAUGAAGACACUCAGGUUGAGGUUCCGGUGGAUCAGAGGCCAGCAGAGAUAGUGGAUGAGGAAGAGGAUGGAGAGAAGGCCGGCAGGGAUGCCAGACGGCAAGAGGCCUUCUCAGGGAUGAACGGUGAAGUCGAAGACGGAGGCGGCCCGGAGGCUGCCGACGCGCCUGAGCAGGUUGAGGAGGUCCCAGGGGAUGGAGAAGACGAGGUAGGCCCCUCUCGGGUGAAUGGAGGCACCAAUGAAGAAAAUGGUGAGGAACUGGACCAGGUUGCUGAUGAGCCUCAACAGACAGUGGAUGAGGAGGGAAAGUCUCAAGGAACUAACGAGGAACAAGACGAGGUUGAUUUAGACCCUCAAAGACCACCAAGGCCAGAAGUGACAAUUACCAGCCCUCAAGAAAAUGAAGAGGAGGAACAAAACAAGGCCUCUUCUGCUGUGGCAUAGACGCUUUUGAAACAGAAUAAAAGGGUUGUAACAAAACAAAGGGCUGUAAUACUCGAAUACUAAGCACAGUCUAUUACGCAGAACGGGGCAAUAUGGUAGAAUACUACCUGUUGAAUAUUAAAAGUAGAGGUGGAUUGGAAGAAUACGUAACUUUUAGCUACAAAGGAAUGACUUAUUUUUAUGGCAUAUGUUUAAAAUUUUCCUUUAGAAGAACUUAAUCAGAGAGACAGAGAAGUUGCCAUAGAAGGCAGUUGGCUACCCAUGUUUGUAAAGGAGAAAAAAUAGGAUGCUCCUGCUCUAUAGCCUUAGAAAUGGUGUCAUUAGACAGCAGUGUGCUCUAAAGCAUUUAUCUAGGAUAUCUUGGGCUCUUAGAGCAUUGGUAAUAGGAAAACACGUGUUAUCUUAAAGGCAAUAAACCAUUGACUGAACAAAUUACAAUUUAGUUUCAGAGAUAAUUUGGAAACAGCAGUAGAUCAAAAUGGUCCCAGAGCCUGUUGGCCUUUCCUUUUGCCUCUUUAACAAAAAUCCACCUUAAGUGCAGGAAAAACAGCCCCAGGUGCUUGUUUUGGUAGGAGGAAACACUCGGGGCAUCUGAGGUAAACACAUUCAGUGGAGUGCUUGUAGCCCUCAUCAUGGCACACAUUCAGGCAGGAAUCAGAGAGUGAGCUCUGGAAAACCUGUGGAUUUUCAGUGGCCCAGUCCAUCUUCGUCAGGAAUGUCCCAUUCUCUCCCAUGUGUUAUUAUAUUGGAAAACUCAAUAUUGGCUAAGAUUGAGUGCUUUUCAUGAUUUAAAAAAAUUUAUUUUUUACAAAAUACGAAAGUGUAACAGGAAGAAGAACAGACUUUGAGAAGAGUUUAGGGCGGCCCAGUUUCCAGAGUUAUUUCUAUCGGGGAUGCCAUGGGCGCUAGGAAUAUAGGGAUAUCAUAGAUAUCUCUAUCAUCCAUCUAUCUAUCAUCUAUCUAUCAAU
Nannospalax galili (Upper Galilee mountains blind mole rat) is the source of this 2527-nucleotide messenger RNA. It is a transcript of the gene Dcdc2, whose product is annotated as doublecortin domain containing 2. The coding region runs from base 132 to 1559 and encodes 475 amino acids. NCBI's taxonomy places the organism in Eukaryota, Metazoa, Chordata, Mammalia, Rodentia, Spalacidae. The record is from RefSeq and is a predicted model, not a curated record. Gene Ontology annotation, cellular component: microtubule organizing center; kinocilium; axoneme. The transcript has 10 exons. Gene Ontology annotation, biological process: intracellular signal transduction; neuron migration; dendrite morphogenesis.